Phyllotreta striolata is the source of this 2562-nucleotide messenger RNA. The record is from the annotation of a GenBank genome assembly. NCBI's taxonomy places the organism in Eukaryota, Metazoa, Arthropoda, Insecta, Coleoptera, Chrysomelidae.
CAAACGAGUACCAGUUAUGUACAAUAAUAGAAUGUAAUUUCUGGUAAUUUCUAACCUAUUUCUGAUCAAAUCAAUCAUCCAACGAUUGACUUUACAUACUUAUACAUCAUUAUGGACGUUUAUUGUUCAUUUUCUUUACGUAACUCCUCUAAUAUUCUCCUUGAAAUACCCUCGUUCCAAUCUUCCACCACGAAUCCACCGAUUAUUUUCGACAAUUCCACGGCGCCCGAUCGUCCAAAAGCGACCCUGAACUCGGCACAAAAUCGUUAGAAACGCGCAAGUUUCACGAAACCCGCGCCGUUUUAUUAUCUCGACCAGUCCGAUUCCCCUUCAGUUUCACACGGAUUUCCAUCGGUUUCGGUUCGCGUCGCGCCGAACACUCGCCAAGUCGCGGAAAAUCCGGAAAAAUGCCAUCGGAAAAGUCGGUUUUCCAGCCGGACGGGGCCUUGUUCAGGCAGGCCCACGUCUCGUCGGUGGAACAGUACAAGGAAAUGUAUGAGAAAUCGAUCGAUCGGCCGGAGGAGUUUUGGGGCGAAAUCGCCAAGGAGUUUUAUUGGGAAACGCCGAUCAGUCGCGAUAAGUUUUUCCGGUACAAUUUCGAUAUCACCAAAGGGCCGAUUUUCACCAAAUGGAUGGACGGAGCUACGACCAAUGUUUGCUAUAAUUUGCUGGAUAGGAACGUGAGGAACGGCAAUGGGGAGAAGAUUGCUUUCUAUUGGGAGGGCAGCCAUCCGGACGACUACAGCCGACUAACCUACAAAAAACUCCUCGAAGAGGUCUGCAAAUUCGCCAACGUCCUGAAGAGCAAGGGCAUCCGCAAGGGCGACCGAGUCGCCGUCUACAUGCCCAUGAUCCUCGAAGCCGUCGUCACCAUGCUGGCCUGCACCAGAAUAGGAGCAGUUCACUCGCUAGUAGUAAGAUUCUCGGCCGAUUCCUUCGCCGAGAGGAUCCUGGACUGCGAGGCGCGCGUCCUGGUGACCGUCGACGGUACCUGGAGAGGCGAGAAACUCCUCCAAUUGAAGGCCAUCUGCGAUCAAUCGAUGAUCAAGUGCGCGCAGAAGGGACACAACGUCGAAACCUGCGUGGUGGUCUCCCAUUUGGACAGGGUCACCCCACCGCAAGGCAUGCAGUACAACAGCAACAAGACGCCCAUGACGCCCGGCCGGGACGUCUACUGGCACGACGCGGUACCCCAAGCGUCGGCCAGCUGCUACCCCGAAUGGAUGGAGGCGGAGGAUCCGCUCUUCGUGCUGUACACCAGCGGCUCGACGGGGAAGCCCAAGGGGGUGCUGCACACCACGGCAGGUUACAUGCUCUACGCCGCUACCACGUUCAAAUAUGUCUUCGACUACAAACCCAACGAUGUCUAUUGGUGCACCGCGGACGUGGGAUGGAUCACCGGGCAUACUUACGCGGUUUACGGGCCUCUUGCUAACGGGGCUACCAGCGUUUUGGUGAGUGUGAAGUUUGCUACAGGCGGUCGAAAAUCGUUCGGGUGCGUUCCGAAGCUUUCCGAAUGGUUCCGGACGGUUUACGAAGGAACGCCGUUUUAUCCGGAUAACGACAGAUUUUGGGUGGUAGUGGAUAAAUAUAAGGUCAAUCAAUUCUAUACGGCACCCACAGCUAUCAGAUCUCUAAUGAAAUUCGACGAUAAUUUAGUUACAAAGCACGAUUUGUCGUCGUUAAGAGUAUUGGGUUCGGUAGGGGAACCCAUAAAUCCGGAAGCCUGGCAUUGGUACUACAAAUUAGUGGGUAAGGAAAGAUGCUCCAUAGUGGAUACUUUUUGGCAAACGGAAACCGGAGGACAUGUACUCACAACUUUGCCCGGAGCGGUACCCAUGAAACCCGGAGCAGCUGGUUUCCCCUUCUUCGGCGUCCUUCCAGUGCUUCUGGACGAAUCAGGAAAGGAGAUAAAAGGAGAGGGCGAAGGUUAUUUGGUGUUCUCGCGUCCAUGGCCUGGUUUGAUGAGGACGCUGUUUAACAAUCACGAUCGAUACGAGACGACUUACUUUACGAAAUUCCCCGGAUAUUAUUGUACAGGAGACGGCGCCCGUCGCGACGCCGACGGCUACCUGUGGGUGACGGGCCGCGUCGACGACAUGCUCAACGUCUCCGGCCAUCUCAUGUCCACCGCCGAAGUGGAAUCCAUCCUCGCCGAGCACCCCGGCGUCGCCGAAGCCGCCGUCGUGGCCAAGCCGCACCCCGUCAAAGGCGAAUGCCUCUACUGCUUCGUGACGACGACGGCGUCGGCGUCGUUCGACGGGCGGCUCGUCGCGGCGCUGAAGCAGACGGUGCGCGAGCGCAUCGGGCCGUUCGCGCAGCCCGACGUCGUGCAGGAGGCGCCGGCGUUGCCGAAGACGCGCUCGGGGAAGAUCAUGCGCAGGAUAUUGAGGAAGAUCGCUGUGAACGAUAGGGACGUGGGGGACGUUAGCACGUUGGCGGACAGCUCGGUGGUGGAGAUGUUGUUCGCUACGAGGCCGCAAGGGGCUUGAAUUUUUCGAUUUUUGGUUUAUUUGUUUUUUUUUUCUUGUUGUUGUUUUUUAUUUUGUCGAUUAUUUUUUU